AUGCGGGUAGAUCUGGGAAAGCUCUGCGCGUGGAAUGUUCGUCUUUUAUUACUUUCCGCAACUCUGACUUAUUCUAUAACUGAUGUUGGAUGCUCACACCAAAGCAUCCCUCCGUCUGUAGUGAAGCUCUGGGCUUCAGCAUUUGGUGGGGAAAUGAAGUCAAUUUCUGCAAAAUAUUCAGGCUCCCAGCUGCUGCAGAAGAAAUACAAGGAGUUCGACAGAGCUGUGCAUGUGGAAGAGAUUGAUGGACUGCGCCUCGUGAAGAGACUGGCAGAGAACAUGGAGGAGAUGUUUCACAAGAAAGCCCAGGCAAUGAAGAGACUUGUAGUGGCUGCAGAAGAAGCCCACCUGGAGCACGAGGAGGAUCCAGAGCUGCAGUAUGAGUACUUCAAUGCAGUGCUUAUAAAUGAAGUGGACGAGGAGGGGAACAAUGUCGAGCUGGGAGGAGAAUUCAUUCUACAACCCAAUGACCACUUUAACAACUUGUCAGUCAACGUGAGCCUCAGCGUGGUCCAGGUGCCAACUAACAUGUAUAACAAGGACGCUGCUAUCGUUAAUGGAGUGUACUGGUCGGAAGCCUUAAAUAAAGUGUUUGUGGAUAACUUCGAGAGAGACCCAUCCCUCAUAUGGCAGUAUUUCGGUAGUGCCAAAGGUUUUUUCAGACAGUACCCAGGGAUCAAAUGGAAACCAGAUGAACACGGAGUUAUUGCUUUUGACUGCCGCAACAGGAAGUGGUAUAUCCAGGCUGCUACCUCCCCGAAGGAUGUGGUGAUUCUCGUCGAUGUCAGUGGAAGCAUGAAAGGUCUCAGACUGACCAUCGCGAGACAAACUGUUUCCUCCAUACUGGACACUCUUGGAGAUGACGACUUCUUCAAUAUCAUCGCUUACAAUGAGGAAUUGCAUUAUGUGGAGCCAUGCCUGAAUGGAACGCUGGUCCAAGCUGAUGUUGCCAACAAAGAUCAUUUUCGGGAGCAUCUUGACAAGCUGUUUGCUCAAGGCAUCGGAAUGUUAGACAUGGCUUUAAGUGAGGCCUUCAAUCUUCUCAGUGAGUUUAACGAGACUGGUAGAGGCAGUGAAUGCAGCCAAGCCAUUAUGUUGGUUACUGAUGGAGCAGUGGAUACAUACGAUGCCAUUUUCGCCAAGUACAACUGGCCGGAAAGGAAGGUCCGCAUUUUCCCUUACCUGAUUGGCCGUGAGUCAGCCUUUGCAGAUAAUCUCAAAUGGAUGGCAUGUGCUAACAAAGGUUACUUCACUCAGAUAUCCACACUGGCAGAUGUCCAAGAGAAUGUGAUGGAGUAUCUUCAUGUGCUGAGUCGGCCUAAGGUGAUUGACAGAGAGCAUGAUACAGUUUGGACUGAGGCUUACAUUGAUACCACGCUCCCUCAAGCACAAAAGCUGGAUGAUGGUCAAGGUCCUGUGCUGAUGACCACUGUGGCAAUGCCUGUUUUCAGCACUAAGAAUGAGACUCGGAACCAUGGCAUUUUACUGGGGGUGGUAGGGACAGAUGUCCCUGUCUCAGAGCUGCUCAAAACUAUUCCUAAAUACAAGUUGGGCAUUCAUGGUUAUGCCUUUGCAAUCACCAACAAUGGCUAUAUUCUCACCCACCCAGAUUUGCGUCCCCUUUACGGUGAUGGUAAAAAGCGAAGGAAGCCAAACUAUAGCAGUGUGGAUCUGUCUGAGGUAGAAUGGGAGGACAAGGAUGACAUGCUUAGGAACGCCAUGGUCAACAGGAAGACGGGAACAUUCUCAAUGGAGGUGAAAAAGAGUGUCGACAAAGGGAGGCGUGUACUGGUGUUACACAAUGAUUACUACUACACUGAUAUCCAGGGUACUCCUUUCAGCCUUGGAGUAGCACUUUCAAGAGGCCACGGCAAGUUCUUCUUCACAGGAAAUGUCACCGUGGAAGAAGGUCUUCACGACUUAGAGCAUCCUGACGUGGCCCUUGCAGAUGAAUGGACAUAUUGCAAUACAGAUGAUCACCCAGAGCACCGCUACUUGACCCAGAUAGAGGCAAUCAAACUCUACCUCAGUGGACAUGAGCCCCAACUACAAUGUGAUAAAGAAUUGAUUCAAGAGGUCCUUUUUGACGCAGUGGUUACUGCUCCACUGGAGGCCUAUUGGACAAGCUUGGUUCUCAAUAAGUCUGAGAAUUCUGACAAAGGGGUUGAGAUUGCCUAUCUUGGCACAAGGACAGGCCUGUCCAGAAUCAACCUGUUUGUGGUACCUGACAAGCUUACAAACCAAGACUUCCUGACUGCUGAGGACAAAGAAGGGGUGUUCAAUGCAGACCACUUCCCACUGUGGUACAAAAGGGCAGCAGAACAAGUUCCUGGCACCUUUGUCUACUCACUGCCCUUUAAUACAGGAUCAGAAAACAAGAGUGUUGUGUUAGCCAGCACAGCCAUUCAUCUCUUGGAUGAGAGGAAAUCACCCAUAGCUGCGGCCGUUGGCAUUCAAAUGAAACUGGACUUCUUUCAGAGGAAAUUCUGGACAGCCAGUAGACAGUGUGCUGCUCUGGAUGGAAAAUGUUCCAUAAGUUGUGACGAUGAGAACAUUAACUGCUACCUCAUCGACAACAACGGCUUCAUUCUGGUGGCAGAGGAUUAUGCUCUGACAGGGAACUUUUUUGGAGAAGCCGAGGGGGCUGUAAUGACUAAGCUCCUGCAGAUGGGCUCUUUCAAAAGGGUGACUCUUUACGACUACCAGGCUCUGUGCUGGGUCUAUUCAGAAAGUAGUGACAGUGGAAACACAUUGUUGGAUCCUUGCUUUGCCUUUCUCUCAGCUGUGAAGUGGCUCCUUACAGAGCUUGUCAUAUUUAUGGUCGAGUUCAACCUGUACAGCUGGUGGCAGUCUGACCUGACUGCAAAAGCUCAGAGGAUGGGCCGAACCAUGCAAGUACCAUGUGACACUGAGUACCCGGCCUUUGUCUCGGAGAGAACCAUCAAAGAAAACACUGGGAAUGUCGACUGUGACGGCUGCAUCAAGUCCUUUGUAAUUCAGCAGAUCCCCAGCAGUAAUCUCUUCAUGGUGGUGGUGGACAACAAGUGUGAUUGCAGCAUGUUUGAACCUAUCACCAUGGAUCCUGUGGAAAUUAUGUAUAAUGAGUCCCUAAAGUGUGAGAGACUGAAGAUGCAAAAGGACAGGCGGCGCCCUGAUACCUGUCACCCGUUCCACCCAGAGGAGAACUCAAUGGAGUGUGGAGGAGCUCAAACUCUCACACCGUCAUUUUCUGCAUCACUGCUUUGCAUCCUCCUGGCGCUGUUCCCCAGGUGA
Messenger RNA from Nerophis lumbriciformis (worm pipefish), 3273 nucleotides. The record is from RefSeq and is a predicted model, not a curated record. Lineage: Eukaryota; Metazoa; Chordata; Actinopteri; Syngnathiformes; Syngnathidae.